UAUAAUUCUUUGUGUAUAAUGGUGAAUAAUUCCUUGUCCUUGGAGAAUUUUUUCAAGGAAUAGAUAAUUUCUUUUUGGGCCAACCUUUUCUAUUUCUUCCCCUCUUUGUUUUAAUCUUUGGGGUUUGCCACUUUUCUUUCUCCUCUUCCCCCAUCAGACAAUCAAAAAAAUGGCAGCUCACAAUCAUCGUUUCCUCUUUGUAGGAAACAAUCAUCAUUGCUUCCCAGUUCCCACAAUUCCUUUCAACCCUAGGAACCUGAGCUCCUCCUUCUUCCUUGAAUUUAAAUACCCUAUGCUUGCUCACCUCCCUUCCUCCUCCAAUCUCACCAUCUUUCUCUUCUCCUGAGCUUUCUUUUUCUCAUUGAGUUUCCAGCAGAGAAAGAGCCAGAAGAGAUGGAUCCUUCUUCCACCAACUCUGUCAAUGGCUUCUAUAGCCUGCUCACAAGAGGGAUUGAUGAUCUUGAGCGCAUCUCUCUGUCUCACAGCUUCAUGUCGGUCCAAUUCCUCCAGAGGGUGCUCUCGGUCCUUAGGUCCUUCCACACCAGCUUGUCCCUGCUUGUCCAGAAACUUCACUUGCCUGUGGGAGACAAGUGGCUGAACGAGUACAUGGACGAGAGCUCCAAGCUGUGGGACGCAUGCCAUGUCCUCAAGUCUGGAGUCUCUGGCUUGGAGAAUUGCUGCUCUGCUGGAUUGAAUGUGAUCUCCUUGUUCGAUGCUCACCAUCAUCACCUGAGCCCACAAGUCUCUAGACAGGUUAUUAGGGCGAUCAAUGGGUGCAGGAGAGAAGCCGUGGGCCUGGAGGAGGAAAACAGGGCACUCAUGGAGAUGAAGUUCAGGCCACUCUCGCUGAGAUUCGAAGAGAUGGGCGGCGCUUUCGAAUCGAAGCUCCACGGGUUCAAUGGCUUCAGGGGAGCUCUGUACGCGAUGAAGAACGUGAGCUCUCUGCUCAUAAUGAUCCUGCUAUACGGGCUGGUCUAUUACUGGCCAGAGGGAUCGAAUAUCCUUGGGAAAGAGUAUGAGAUGGAAGGGUGCUUGUUCUACGGGUCAUCUUUCAUGGUGUCCACGGCGAGGCUGAAGCAGAGGGUGGCCUCUGAGAUUGACCAGGUGAGCGGCGGGGGUGGGACAGGGAUUUUGGCUCAGGAGUACAGGAGGUCGAGGACGGCCAUGGAUGAGCUGAGAGGCGAGCUGGAGAAGAUUUGCUCGGUGGGAGGGGCGGAUUUUGAGUCGCAGGUGAGGGUCAGGGAGAGGGUGGAACACUUGAGAGGGUGUUUUGGGGUGUUGAGAUCAGGUGCUGAGAAUAUCGUGGGCCAGCUUGAUGAUUUCUUUGAUGAGAUAGUUGAAGGGAGGAAGAAGCUUUUGGACUUUUGCAGCCACAGGUAGUGAAGGGGCAAACAAAGCGCAAAACAGAGAUCAGUUACGGUGGGCUAAAAUCGAAAAGAACGAGAAAGAGAGGGAAAGAGAGAGAGAGAGAGAGAGAGAGAGAGAGAGUUCACUAGCUUCGUGUUCAGGGAAAAACCACAUGUAGAGAAAUUUCUUGAUGUUGGUUGUACCUUUUGCCUUAUUUUAUUACUUCUUUUUCUUAGGUUUCCUCCUCUCCGGAGUCUCUCUUUCGUGGUCAUUCUGUUUCCUACGGUUAGUAAGUAUACCAUGAGAACUUUUGGAGAA
Molecule: messenger RNA, 1665 nt
Organism: Syzygium oleosum
Lineage: Eukaryota; Viridiplantae; Streptophyta; Magnoliopsida; Myrtales; Myrtaceae
Exons: 2
Coding region: 394-1380 (328 amino acids)
Source: RefSeq, a predicted model, not a curated record